ACAACCCGUAGGCCGUGCACCAAAGUUAUCACUUAAACUACUCCCAGCCUCCAUGCAGACUUUGUCAUCAAAAACUAACAGUGCUUUUAGGAAAACGCUGCAAAGAAUGAAGUAACCUUUGCCCACUUGAGAUUUAAGGAACACCCUCCUCCCUCUGUUCGCACACAGUGUACCUUUUUCGCAGCAGUCCUAUUUCGCUCAUCCUCCCCACCGUGCGACAUCAGAAGUAAGUGUGUUUUACCGUUUUGGGGGGUUUCGUUUUCAGAGAUUCGUCCGUUUGGAUGAGUAUAGGCCUAUUUGUCCUUUUUUUAAAAAAAAUCUGAGCGGACUGCACUUGUUUUUUCAGCGUCAAAACAAUUACCACAAACAAGUCUCGACUUAGUUUAGCCGAUGAAAUAUUGGCCUUGUUUUGCCUGCUACUUUUAACUGUAGAAUGCAGUCGUCUUUGCCAGGAACAGUACCUCGAAUGAUGCGACCAGCGCCUGGACAAAACUAUCCCCGCACGGGCUUCCCUUUGGAAGUGUCAACUCCCCUGGGUCAAGGUCGGGUGAACCAACUCGGUGGAGUGUUCAUCAACGGAAGACCACUGCCAAAUCAUAUCCGACACAAGAUUGUGGAGAUGGCCCACCACGGUAUCCGUCCCUGCGUGAUCUCUCGACAGCUACGAGUUUCCCACGGUUGCGUGUCCAAAAUUCUUUGUCGGUAUCAAGAAACAGGAUCGAUCCGACCCGGGGCAAUAGGAGGAAGCAAACCCAGACAGGUAGCAACGCCUGAUGUGGAGAAACGGAUUGAGGAGUACAAGCGCGAGAACCCCGGCAUGUUCAGCUGGGAGAUCCGAGACAAGCUGCUGAAGGACGGGGUGUGUGACAGAAGCACAGUUCCUUCAGGUGAGGCCUCAUCUGUGAGUUCCAUUAGUCGUGUUCUGAGAGCUCGAUUUGGGAAGAAAGAUGAUGAAGAAGAUUGUGAUAAAAAAGAUGAAGAUGGAGAGAAGAAAACCAAACACAGCAUCGAUGGCAUUCUUGGCGAUAAAGGUAGCCGUAUGGACGAAGGCUCAGAUGUGGAGUCGGAGCCAGACCUUCCCCUGAAGAGGAAGCAGAGGCGCAGUCGCACCACUUUCACGGCCGAACAGCUGGAGGAGCUGGAGAAGGCCUUUGAGAGGACACACUACCCUGACAUCUACACCAGAGAAGAGCUGGCCCAGAGGACUAAGCUCACAGAGGCCCGUGUACAGGUGUGGUUCAGCAACCGACGGGCCAGGUGGCGUAAGCAAGCGGGAGCCAAUCAGCUGGCGGCGUUCAAUCACCUGUUGCCGGGCGGAUUCCCAGGCAGCGGCAUGCCCACGCUACCCACCUACCAGCUCCAAGAUUCCGGCUACCCCACAACCACGCUAUCACAAGACGGUAGUGGCACGGUUCACCGCCCCCAGCCAUUACCACCGUCCACCAUGCACCAGGGAGGGCUGUCGGGCGGGGACAGCGGCUCGGCAUACGGCCUGUCGUCCAACCGCCAUGGCUUCUCCAGCUACUCUGACUCCUUCAUGAGCCCCUCGGCAUCCAGUAACCACAUGAACCCCGUCAGCAACGGCCUCUCCCCACAGGUGAUGAGCAUCCUGAGUAACCCCAGCGGCGUGCCCUCCCAGUCCCAGCAUGACUUCUCCAUCUCGCCCCUCCACGGCAGCCUGGAGUCCUCCAACUCCAUCUCGGCCAGCUGCAGCCAGCGCUCCUCAGACCAGUCCAUCAAGACGGUGGACAGCAUGGCCUCCUCCCAGUCCUACUGCCCACCCACCUACAGCACCACCAGCUACAGCGUGGACCCUGUUACCGCAGGCUACCAGUACAGCCAAUACGGACAGACUGCUGUGGACUACCUGGCGAAGAACGUGAGCCUGUCCAGCCAGCGGAGGAUGAAGCUGGGAGACCACUCAGCUGUCCUGGGACUGCUCCAGGUGGAGACGGGACAGGCCUACUAGAUGAGUCGCACUCUACAGUCCCUCGUCUCCCCCACACUAGCCCCUUGACCUGCCACCAGCGCCUCUCUCUCACCCCUAUCUCUCACCGCCACCUCCAUCACCAACGGGAGAGCCACAAGUGUGUGUGUGUGUGUGUGUGUGUGUGCAGACGUGUUUCUGUUUUUGUGUGUGUUUGUGGGAGAGAGACAAGACAGAAGAUGAAAGCACUUGUAGUCUCGAGGAGAGAAAUGGACUGAAAUUGAAGCAGCCAUUCCAGGAGGAGGAGGGAGGGGAGUUGUAGCUACAGUCUCUUCCCACUGUUCCACCAUUCCACAAUUCCUCCUCUCAUCCCCAACCAAGAGACCCUCACAGGGUUAUGGAGAGCUAGAGGGGAAUGAGCUCCUACUGUCUUGGGCCCGUAUCGAAAUGGCCUGCCCGCCCGACGCUACCAAACGUUAGCACAUACAGGCCAAACAAGUGUAGCUUAUCUUUCAUUCCCAGGUUUUUGGACCAUUUCAUUUGUUACGGUACUUAGCUACUGGUGUUAUAAUUCUAUUUGUCAUUAUAACUGUGGCUGUUCUUAUUGCUGUUCAAAAUUAUAAUUAUUGUUACAAUGUUGUUUACUUUCCAUUUUGUCAAAGAUUUAAUUGGUGUUCGCUGGUAUUAUUUGAACAGAUGAUUUAGAGGAGCUUACAAAGAAAGAAGGGAGGGGGAGAAAGAGAGAAAGAGAGGGAGGAGGUUGAGAAGGUCUGAUAGCAGCUUGCUACUGUAGUCUCUCAUGUCAUGGAUUUGACCUUCCCACUCUAAUCUCGUGCCCGACAUUUCUAAAGGAACUUAAAGGCUACUCUGUGGGACGUCGAGCUCCUCAGAAUCAUCUGGGAAUGAUCGGCCAAUGGGAAACUCCCAAUUCCAGAGGUCCGCUUCACCCAGCCUCCCCCAGGCAUUGAUUGGCCACAGGGACCAGAGGAUUGUUUUGAGGGGAAGAAAAUGUUCAAUGUUCAAGGACAUCCAUGUGUUUUGCUAACGCUAGGUCAAUCAUUACUUGCCAUUGCCAUUUCGAGGUUGUUUGGAGGUCUUUUCAUGGGUAGUGGCGGUUUUAGUGUGUCAUACUUAAUGUAUGUGUGUCUUACAAAAUUAUGACCAAUAUAUUUGCAUUAUUUCUCUCUAAAACAAGAGUGGUGCAGUAUUCCAAAAUCACAAAGUACUUGAACUAUGGAAUUUUAUUGUAUUUUUUUAUUUUACAUUAUUUCGUUGAAAACCAUUCCAAGAUAUGACAAUUUUAAUUGAAUAUUUGUGCCAUACAAUCUGUUUUCUUAACUGUAUCUCAUAUAUUAUGCAUCACAGGAAAUGACUCUAAGCUCUUAAAAGGUGUAGUAUUCACAUCAGUCUGAUAGAAUAUGAAAUAGCCCCCUAUAAAUAACAGAUGUAAAAUAACAAAGUCCAUAAAACGUAAAUAUGAAAACUGUAGAAUCUGAGCGUAUUGGAUCCAACCGUAUUUUGGUUAAGUAAAAAAAAACCCAGUGAAUAUUACAUUCACAAUCUGAUUGUGUAUGUGUUGUUUAUAUGAAAACAUAUGGUUUGUACUAAAACAUAACGAUGAUGAUGAGGUUGAUGGGGAUGAUGGUUGAGUGAAUGCUGCAUCUCUUGAAGUCUUACAAUGUAUAUUUGUGUUACAUUCCUGAAUAUUUGUUUGUUUCAUUUGCUCCUUUUACUAUGUUGUAUCGAUGUAAAAAAAAAAAAAGAAGAAAAAAAAGAUUGUAUUUUAGCUUUUGCUCUUAAAAAUGAUUGAU
Coregonus clupeaformis (lake whitefish) is the source of this 3738-nucleotide messenger RNA. RefSeq names its product paired box protein Pax-7. The record is from RefSeq and is a predicted model, not a curated record. The transcript is spliced from 9 exons. Gene Ontology annotation, biological process: anatomical structure development; regulation of transcription by RNA polymerase II. Gene Ontology annotation, molecular function: RNA polymerase II cis-regulatory region sequence-specific DNA binding; DNA-binding transcription factor activity, RNA polymerase II-specific. Bases 434 to 1969 code for a protein of 511 amino acids. NCBI's taxonomy places the organism in Eukaryota, Metazoa, Chordata, Actinopteri, Salmoniformes, Salmonidae.